Molecule: messenger RNA, 1918 nt
Organism: Trichoplusia ni (cabbage looper)
Lineage: Eukaryota; Metazoa; Arthropoda; Insecta; Lepidoptera; Noctuidae
Product: mitochondrial GTPase 1
Exons: 3
Coding region: 81-1085 (334 amino acids)
Cellular component (GO): mitochondrion
Molecular function (GO): GTPase activity; GTP binding
Source: RefSeq, a predicted model, not a curated record
AGUUUUAAGUGCCCAGUGAAAACAAUAUUUGAGAUUAUUUUAAUAAACAUAACCUAUAUUUCAAAACAAACAAUACCGAAAUGGCUACAAAGUUCAAUCCAGCCUCAUACAAUUUCCGCAAAAAAUGCCCAUUUGUCACAAAGGAUCUGCUGCGAUGGUUCCCGGGGCACAUGAACAAAGGCAUAAAGCAAAUGCAACGCAAAUUAAAAAGUGUUGAUUGUGUCAUAGAAGUUCACGACGCACGCAUACCGUUCACAGGACGUAACCCGAUAUUUGCCAACACUCUGAUAGGCAACAAGCCUCACAUAUUAGUUCUAAAUAAGAAGGACUUGACGAUACCAUCGCUAAUACCUCGAAUCCGGGACCAGUUGAAGGCAGAGCAGAACAUUCAGAACUUGGUGUUUACUAAUAGUAAGGACCAGCACUGCCGCGGUCUGAAGACGCUCAAGCCUCUCAUGGUGGACCUGAUCAAGGCUUCUAACAGGUACAAUAGGAGUGAGGAGUUGGAUUACAAUGUGAUGAUCAUGGGUGUUCCAAAUGUGGGCAAGUCGUCAAUGAUAAAUAUGCUGCGCUCGAAGAACAUGAGUAUCCGGCACGCGCUGCCGGUGGGCGCAGUGGCCGGCGUCACCCGGAGCGUCAUGAUGAAGAUCAGGAUCAAUAAUGAUCCCCUUAUAUUCAUGCUGGAUACACCAGGUAUAUUAGAGCCAUCUGUAACAGACGUUGAGAUGGGUCUGAAGCUGGCUCUCUGUGCUUCCUUACAAGAUCACCUGGUGGGCGAGGAGAUCAUCGCUGACUACCUGCUGUACUGGCUGAACAAGCAUGCCAUGUUUAAAUAUGUGGACUAUAUGGGUUUGCCUGAACCCUGUGAUGAUAUCAAUAAGGUACUCAUCUCUGGCGCGAUAAAAUACAACCGCGUGCGGCGAACCCGCGACUUCGACGGCCGCAUGCGGGAUGUGCCCGAUCUGGUCGAGAUCGCCCGGACCAUGAUCAAAGCGUUCCGAACCGGCGAGCUGGGGAAAAUACUCCUAGACAUAGAACUGCUAGAUGACAAAUAUAUGAAGGAGAAGGAAAGGUCGUUGGCGUAACGGUAGUCUAACUAAGACAGAUACUAUACAUCAACCAGUUACCUUACGCCAAGCUCCAACGCUGAAAUAUCUCAAAUAUCUCAUCAUCAUCAUCAUCAUCAUCUCAGCCUAUUGCCGUCCACUGCUGAACGUAGGCCUCCCCCAAAGAGCGCCAGCCAUCCCGGUCCUGGACAGCCCGCAUCCAUCUGCUGCCAGCCACCUUCUUCAAAUCAUCGGUCCACCGUGCCGCAAAUAUAUUGGAGUCGAAAUCACAACAUAAUAUAUUAUGUCGAAAACAAAAGUUAGUUUUGUUUUUUUUUAAUGCGAUGUAACAGUAUCUUGGUAGUCUGAUCUGUCUAGUUAUAAAUUCGUCUUGUUUCGAUGUUCCACGACUAGAGAAUAGCUGUAGAUAUUGUGGAGUCUAUCAUAAAUCCGACUAUAGAACAGGCCCGCAAAAUCAAAGGGAGGUGGGAUUUUAUUUGAAUCGUGUACAGAUUGUAGUAGAACCAAAUAAAAAGCCUGUUGCUAAGUCAUUUUAGGUUAAUUCUGUGAGCCACAGGUUAAAAACGUAUUUUCUGCCUAUUUAAACUUUAAAAACACAAUAACUGCUGAAAAAAAAAAUCGAUUGUCAAAUUAAGAUCAUCAUACUGAAAAUUAGAAACGACUGUUCUAUUUGUCCCUUUGACCUGAGGUAGUUACAAAUCAACAGUAUGACUAAUUGUCAACACUUUAUAAAGUCAAUGUAACUAGUGUUCUUACCUGUAGAAACAAAUGUAUGUAAAUAUGUAAAUAAAUGUAAAUCUAACUAGUUUUGAAUGACGGUGUACAUUAAUAUUACAAAGUUGUUACAUGAG